UCGACAAGCGAGAAAGCAAGCCAGCCAGCCAGCCAGGCGAGAGUGCAAGGCAAACAAACACACACGCGCACACACACACACAUACACGCAGCGCUACGCACCGAAAGGCGUUUCUUGGACCUGGAUGGCGUCUACGGGGGUCCAGCUGCUGGGCUUGACCCUGUCCGUGCUGGGCUGGGCAGGGGCGAUCCUGGUGGCCGCCCUGCCCAUGUGGCAAGUCUCGGCGUUCAUCGAGGGUCACCUGGUGGUGGCGCAGACCACCUGGGAAGGCCUCUGGAUGGCCUGCGUGGUGCAAAGCACGGGGCAGAUGCAGUGCAAAGUCUUCGACUCCAUCCUGGCGCUCAGCCCGCAGAUCCAAGCCGGCCGGACUCUGAUGGUCAUCGGGGCGGUGCUGGGACUGGUGGCUUUGCUGGUGACGGUGGCCGGAGCUCAGUGCACCACCUGCUUGCGCGGGGCUAAAGUCAAGGACUGGAUCGCGGGCAUCGGAGGCGCCCUCUUCCUCGUCUGCGGCUUGCUGGUGCUGGUGCCUCCCUCCUGGUUCGCCAACACCAUCAUCAGCAACUUCUACGACCCCAACGUGGAGCCGUCCAAGAAGCGAGAGAUGGGCGCCGCGCUCUACCUGGGCUGGGCGGCCGCCACGCUUCUCCUGCUGGGCGGCGCGCUCAUCUGCGGGGCCUCGGCUUGGAAGGACGAGAGCGGCAGCUUCCCGGUCAAGUAUUCGGCCCCACGACGCUCCGCCGCCCCGGUCUCCAACGGAGGAGGAGGAGGAGAGUACGACAAGAAGAACUACGUCUGAGGACAGGCGGCCCCCGGCAGCGCCAGGGAUCGGUCCGCUUUAAGGGUUAUUAUUAUAUAUAUAUAUAUUUUUAAAGACCACCAUCCACCCGUCCCGGGGCCGAGGGGACGGCUGGGGAAACGUCCGAAGUCGCAGCCGGGAGAAGAGUUGGAGGAGAGGGAAUGGUUGGUCCUCGGAUGAAAGACCUUCUUCCUCGCUUUUGUGACUUUGGGGGGGUGGGUGGGUUGGAAACUAUCUGGGGGAACAACAACAGCAACAACGACCAAGGAAAAUUCCCACCCAAGACUGUCCCUUUGGCCUUGACAAUUCUUCUUCGCGUGGACUUCGAAUUGUACUAGCCCUCAUUGAGUCCCUGCGGAGUCCCUUGCUUGGCUCUCUUCAGCUGGGAAGCUCCUGGGGUAUUAUUCCACCUCUCCCUUUGUAAAAGUUAGUUUUUAGAUUAUUCCUAAGUAUUUUUUUUCAGGGGUUGGGGGGGAUCCAAAAAUCAGAGGACGUUGCUUGUCUGGGAUGGAGGGGGAAAGGGGGGGAUACUUAUCUUGUAAAUAGUAGAUGUGAUGUUGGGUUUUUUUUUUUUCAGUUUGGGGUGUAUUCUGCCGAGAUGAUCAGAGGGAGUUGUGUUUUUUGAGUAAUGUGAAGGUGUGAGAGGUGGGUACUUCUUCAGGGAGUCGUCAGCCCGCCCCAGUUUUUUUAUGGGAUUUUAUCGGGGUGGGGAUGUUCUCUUCUGUUUCUAAACUCCUCUUCUUUCCCUAUCGCGACUUUUAUUGUUAUUUUCUUCCUUCUCUCCUUCUCUUCUCUCACCGGGUGAAACAACCCUUGAACAAAAUUAGAAAUGACUUGGCAUUCAGAGCUGCCUAUUUUAAAUAGCAAUUUCUUACUUCGUGGCCGUCAUUAGACGGCCGUUUCUUUUACGGUUUCUCCUCUGAAGCAGGUUUUAUUCCAAGAAAGAAAGAAAAAAAAUAUCUGUCUUUUUGGUUGGUCUUCACCAGGUCAAUUUCAAAGUUUAAGGGGUUUGCCAUCUGUCUGUGUUCCAAUGCACUGCCUUGUUUUGAAAUGAUGUAAUUAUCAUCC
This is a messenger RNA of Pseudonaja textilis, 1864 nucleotides long. It is a transcript of the gene CLDN5, whose product is annotated as claudin 5. Gene Ontology annotation, cellular component: bicellular tight junction; membrane. Gene Ontology annotation, molecular function: structural molecule activity. Lineage: Eukaryota; Metazoa; Chordata; Lepidosauria; Squamata; Elapidae. The record is from RefSeq and is a predicted model, not a curated record.